This is a messenger RNA of Onthophagus taurus, 3651 nucleotides long. RefSeq names its product Spitting Image (gene Spt). Gene Ontology annotation, biological process: cell migration; cellularization; cell-cell adhesion. Gene Ontology annotation, cellular component: adherens junction; cytoplasm; membrane. Gene Ontology annotation, molecular function: beta-catenin binding; actin filament binding. NCBI's taxonomy places the organism in Eukaryota, Metazoa, Arthropoda, Insecta, Coleoptera, Scarabaeidae. The record is from RefSeq and is a predicted model, not a curated record.
GACAUUUAUUCAAGUUGUAUACAAAAUAACGGUUUGAUUUGGUUUAAAUUAUUUUUAAAAGUUAAUAAUGAGUGAUGUAAGUGAGAAAAUCGGUGUUUGUUUAGAAAAAUUUAAUUCGAUUAAUACAGCGUGUUCGUAUAAAUCAAAAGUUGAUUGGUUCAAUGAAUUUUGUGUGAUUUUGUCGGAUUUAUUGAUGACUGUAGCAAAUUUAAUUAAAAAAUCGAGUUUGGAUUAUGUGAAAGAUGUUAAACGAUCCCUAUUACUUUACUUGCAACAAUUAACAACUUUAUUAUCGUUGUUAAUUAAAAUAUUUUUGCACGAAAAUGAUAUAAAGGAAAUGAUUCAUGAAGCGAGAUAUUUUGUGAUUAAACAGCUACAAACAUGUUUCGAAGGAAUCUCUCUAAUUCUCAUAAACGAUCGUUUAAAUAAACCGAACGGUUCUUUUUUAAAAUACAUGGAUCUUUCGCUGGAUAAGCUCUCACAAAUUAACGCCGAGAUUAAUAAUAAAAACGAUCUGAUUAAAAAUUAUCACGCCGCUAAAGAUUGCAUCGAAGAAGUUCUUUGUUACGCAAUGUCGAUCGCUCAAGUUUCAUCGAUAGAAGAUUCGAAAGUAAUUAAGGGAAAUAGCAAAGCGGUUUUGGAGGAACUUGAAAGUUUACUUGUCGAAUUAAAUAAAGACGAAAUUAAAAUUAAUUUUUGUAAUCUUUUUAUCGAUUGUUGUUACGAUAAGUUGUGUGUAUUAGAAAAAAAGGUUAAUUUUGCCGUGUUAAAAUUAAGUUUAAAAGUUUUUUGUGAUUACACAAAACCGGUACUCGAUUUAAACAAUUUUUGUUUAAAUAAAGAAAAAGACGAGGAACAAUUUGACGAAUUAAUAAUUAAUUUGGAUAAUCACGUCGAUCGAAUCAUGCAAGUUGGGUUAUUUGCUAUUGCGGCAUCACCUCAAAUCAAAAUUGGGAUACAAAUGGAAAGUUGUUUGGCGAGUUUAGAAGCUUUGGAAGGUGAAUUAGUACCAAGUUUUAAUCGUUUAUUACUCGAUCCUAAUUUACAAUCAAAAAAUUAUUCGUACCUUCUCGAACAAUUUUGGAUCCAACAAGCAAAUAAUCUUAAAGAGUUAAUUUAUAACAUUAUCGAUCCGUUCGCUUUUUGCCAGGUCGUUUACGAAGAAUUAAAGUUACACAUAAUCGAGAUCAAUGAUUAUUUAAAAAAUGAGAGUACAAAAAUAAGUUAUUCAGAUAAAUUUAAAGUUAUCAUAAAAGAGAAUUGGAUUUUAGUCGAUUUAAUCGGAGUUUCGAUUAAAGAAAUGGAUUUAGAUAAUAAAAAGGAUAUUGAAAAAAAUUUAAAUGAAGUUAAAUUGAUUUUAAACGAAAUAAAAAGUGCGAAUGUUUUAUUAUUAGUUAAUAAAUCUGAAAUAGAAGCGAAUAACAUUCAACGUGUUUUUAAAAGGGUUAAAAUUUUAAAAGGAACCGUCCGAAAGUUAUUAUUUAGUUUAUCAAAUACGGAUUUAAAAAACGAUUUAAAUUCUCCUGGGGGUCUAAACGAUAAAACCGACUCGUUUUUUGAUGAUGAUAAUAAGAAAUUAAACCAAUUUGUUGAUAGAGGGAAAGAAAUUUUAACUGAAAGGAGCAUUUUGUAUAAAACACCAUCUAAAAAAUUAUCGACAAGAAAUUGUCAGACAUCUUUGGUAAAAUGCACUAAAAAAUUAGAUCUUAACCGACCCAUGCCGCUUCUUAAAACAAUCCAUUUAAGAAAUUUACAUUUUUCUUAUUCAAAAGUUGAGAGUGAUUUGGACUCGAAACAAAGCGAUUUGCAAAUUACAGAUAUUCUUAAUGAGUUAGAUAAUAUUUCGAGUUCGUUUAGUAAUACGUUUUAAUUAUUAAUAUAAAAAAGUUUAAAUAAAUCAUAAAAUUGAGUAUACAGGGGAAAGGAAGAUAGAUAAAUUAAUAAUGAUACGAAAUUCACGCCAUAAAAUUAAGUAUACAGUUAAGCAAAAGUGAUUAAGAUAACAUAAGUCUGGAGAAGGCUGUAAGAGAAUUGAGUAGGUAUAGCAAAUAGAUACAAUUGCAAAAACAAAAAGGGACCUCAUAGAGGCCUUCAAAGCAUUGGAGACAAGAUCUAAAUACGCCCAAUACAAAAUACAUGAAGGUUCCUAAUAACGCUCAGCUAACACCACUUGAAGAUCUGAUUAAUGAACCAUACAUGUUCAAAGGUGUAACGGAAUUUGUAUACCUUGGAACCUAGACUGAGAAAAGUAUAAAUGUCAGGCGUAGUAACCAACAAAACUGAUGACAAAAAAUGACGAAAACCUGUUGGACUGCUUUGAAAGAAAGAUACUCCGCCAUAUAUACAGGGGUGUUCAGGAAAACGGAAUAUGUCCCUUAUGAACCUAAAGACACAUUCCGUAAGCAAUUGUAACACAUUGAUCAAUUAUACCAACUUUAUUUGAUUAGAAAGUAAAUGUUUUUGAAAUUGACGUUUUUUGCAUAAAAAUCGGAUAAAAGUCUGAGAAUGAAAAGAGAUGGAAGAAAAUGUUUCGGACAAAAAAUGUUUCUUAUCAACCUAAAGACAUAUUCCAUACAUAAUUGUAACACAUUGAUCAGUUAUACCAACCUUAUUUGGUUAGAAAGUAAAUGUUUCUGAAAUUGGCGUUUUUGGCAUAAAAAUCGAAUAAAAUUUCGAGAAUGAAAAGAGAUGGAAGAAAAUGUUUCGGACAAAAAAUGUUCCUUAUCAACCUAAAGACAUAUUCCAUAAAUUAUUGUAACACAUUGAUCAGUUACACUAACAGUAUUUGGUUAGAAAUUAAAUUUUUUUGAAAUUGGCGUUUUUGGCAUAAAAAUCGAAUAAAAUUCCGAGAAUGAUAAUAGAUGAAAGGAAAUGUUUCUGACAAAAAAUUUUUGUUAUUAAUCUCAAAGUCAUAUUCCAUAAACAAUUGUAACACAUUUAUCAGUUAUACCAACCUUAUUUGGUUAGAAAGUAAAUGUUUCUGAAAUUGGCGUUUUUUGACAUAAAAAUCGAAUAAAAUUGCUGACUUUGCACUGUGUCAAUCGCUAUUAUCAUAUUCUCUGUUGGCCUGGAGGAACUGCUUGGUCUAGGGUUUUUCGGCUGCAGCGACGUGCCAUAUGUGAUCUGAAGUAACGAGACGAGUGCCAUAAAUUCUUUAUAGAUCAAAAAAUACUAACAUUUCCCUAGCUAUUUAUAUUAGAGUGUCUGUUGCACUUGCACAACAAUGUAGAUAAAUAUACUGUCCACAGAGAUAUUACAGCUAUAGAACCUGUAACAAUCAUAAGCUAAAACUUAAAUUUUGUAGACUCUUUAAGUCACAGAAAGGUGUAGAUUUUACUGUGUUCAAGUUUUACAAUAAGGGACUAAAUGACAAUGAGACUAAAAUUAAUCUUUGGGGUUUAUUGAGAGAAAUAUGACAAAAUUUAGUUACUUGGAUACUUUAAAACGUAAUUUAUGUCAAAGCUUUCAAAAAGUCAACCUUCCUACUGUGUUCUGGUUCCAACAAUGACAUUUCAAAUUAUUAAAAUUGUUUAAUUAAAUAAAUUAAACAAUAUUAAAAGAAUUAAAUAAAUUUUUCUAAUAAUCUAUAUUUUAUUAUGUCAAUGUAAAUGUCAUUUUGACGUUUAACGUUAAGUAACGUAUCCUAACUGA